AUGGCGGCCAUGCGGAGACGGCUCCUGCCCGUCAUCGCCCUGUGCCGUCGCGCUCCCGGACCCAAACCCCGCUGCCGCUUCCUCCACUCCCCCUCCCUCCUCGACGCCGUCGCCGCCUCCGCCUCCUCGUCGCCCAACCUCCUCUCGCGCAGCUCCGACUCGCUCCCGCCGGAGAAGAGAGUCGGCGAAGUCGUGGCGGACGCCCCGAGGGGCGCUUGGUCCGUCGAGCAACUCUCUCGGCAGCUAGGUCGCUGGCUCCCUUCGGCCGAUGGCGUGGUGCUGGUGCUCGUCGGCGCCAAUGUCGCCGUCUACGCACUCUGCCGCCUGGCGGAUCCGACGAUCAUGAUGAAUCACUUCGUGACUUCGCUGGACAAUUUCAAGAGCGGGCGGUUGCACACGCUGCUCACCAGCGCUUUCAGCCACAGGGAUGCUAACCAUCUCUUGAAUAACAUGACCGGCCUCUACUUCUUCGGUUCAAGCAUUUCCGUCAUGUUUGGUCCUGCUUUCCUUCUGAAGAUGUACCUAACAGGAGCACUUACUGGAUCUGCUGCCUUCUUGGCAGAAAUGACUUUUCUAGCUCCACGAAAACAGGGUCGUGGAGGAUGGAAAACUCCUAUGCUUGUAAGUGAUUUCAUGUCUUACAUCUGCAGUGAAAUUUGCCCAACCGGCCAACUGGUGCAAGUGGUGCAGUUAAUGCAAUCACUCUUCUCGUGA
Molecule: messenger RNA, 714 nt
Organism: Lolium rigidum
Lineage: Eukaryota; Viridiplantae; Streptophyta; Magnoliopsida; Poales; Poaceae
Product: RHOMBOID-like protein 12, mitochondrial
Exons: 6
Coding region: 1-714 (237 amino acids)
Cellular component (GO): membrane
Molecular function (GO): serine-type endopeptidase activity
Source: RefSeq, a predicted model, not a curated record